UCAGUGAUGUGAAUGUGAGGAAUGCUCACUCAGAUAACACACACACAUGCUCAGCUCAAUCUCAGCACUUAUCUGUGUGUGUGUGUGCAUGUGUGUGCUCUUUGCUCUGAGAGUUGCAGUACCCAUUUGAUCUGUUGGCAGAGAGUCUUUAACUACAAACCCAAACGCCCCAUCAAUAUCGGUCUUUAAUAAUCAAUCAGUCUGAAUACACACUCGACAGUAAUUAAAUCAGUUACCACACAAACCUGCUCUUCACACAGAGGAAGACAGUUUGAUGAACACAGAGCUGAAGAAGGAAUGGUGGAGUGGGCUGGAGCUGAGCUGUGGAGCACUGAGCAGGUUUCUCACUGGCUGAAGGAUCAGGGUUUUGGUCAGUAUGUGGAUCUGCUGUGUGUGAAACAUCGGCUGGACGGAGCAGGGCUGCUGAGUUUAACUGAGAAUGACCUACGGUCACCUCCACUACAGCUCCCCCUGCUGGGGGACAUCAAACGGCUCACGCUUGUGCUGCGCAGUCUGCAGAGGCAAUACGACCCCAAUGGCGUCUCUAAGUCACAUGAAUACGGACCUGAUCGCUGGUUAUGGAACGGUAGAGGCUGUAACAAGGUUGCUGCGGCAGCCACUGUGGCUGAGGAGGAUCACUGCCAUGGUUACUCUAAGGGGAAGUGUAAGCGGCGUGGCCGACUGGACCCAGAGUACUGGAAGACGGCGCUGAUUACAGUUUACGUGACAUUGGUGUUCGGGAUCACAUCCUUUAUCAUGGUGCUUGUGCACGAGAAAGUACCGGACAUUCACACCUACCCACCACUGCCCGACAUAUUUCUUGAUAGUGUACCCAGAAUUCCCUGGGCCUUUGCCAUGGCUGAGGGCUGUGCGGUGGUCCUGGGCUGUAUGCUGGUGCUUACACUGCUACUGCACAGACACAGGUCUAUUCUCUUCCGGCGGUUCUGCAGUCUGAUGGGGACGGUGUUCCUGCUGCGUUGUGUUACUAUGUUCGUAACCUCGCUGUCUGUCCCGGGUCGUCACCUGCAGUGCUCAGGAAAGAUGUACAGUGAUCUGUGGGCGAAGCUCUAUCGAGCGUUACAGAUCUGGGCGGGUUUGGGAAUGUCUCUCACUGGAGUGCACACGUGUGGAGAUUACAUGUUUAGUGGACACACUGUGGUUCUGACCAUGCUCAACUUCUUCAUCACUGAGUAUACGCCCCAUAAGUGGCACCUCGUCCACACGCUAUCAUGGGUGCUGAACCUGUUCGGGAUCUUCUUCAUCCUGGCGGCUCAUGAGCACUACUCCAUUGAUGUCUUCAUCGCCUUCUACAUCACCACCCGGCUCUUCCUGUACUACCACACACUAUCCAGCACUCACGCCAUCCAGCACAGCCGCCGUGCUCGUGUCUGGUUCCCCCUGUUCUCCUUCAGUGAGAGUAACGUCAAUGGACCCGUCCCAAACAAGUACGCCUGGCCUUUCUCCAGACCGAGACUCCUCAAAGCACUCAUAGGAUAAACACUGAUUAAACCCACUAACCCUAACAAGAAACUGUAGAACACAUUUCUGUCCAGCUUCACUACAGCAGAUAUGAACAAACAUUAGUGUAAAAGCUCAUAUUGUAUUUACAGUGUUUCAGAGCUGAUUAACUGUUUAAUUUAAUGAGUUACUGCAGUCUUACAGAUCAGUGCUCUGACAGAAGAGACAACUAUUUAUUAUCAUUAUUAAUAUUUAUUCCUCUGUCAGUGAUGAAGGCUCAUACUGACUGGUUUACAGGUGAUGAUGAUGGUGAAGGUGUUUACAGGUGAGUCUUCAGAACAUGUUCAAGUUGACGUGAAGCUGUUUUUUUUUUCGUUCUGCUGAGUUUAGUACUAAUAUUAUUAGUAGUAUUACUAAUGUUUUAUUAUUAUUGUAUGAUUUACAUAUGGAAUAUUAAGUACACAAUGCUGCCUGAGAAAAUUACUGACCGUGAAUGUCUUGGAACAUCAAAAAGCACUUUAAUAACUGUCUGUAAUCACUGCUUUCUUAAUAAUACAAUCUUUCUAAUCUAUUUUUGCACAGAUUUAACUUGUAAACUAACUUAUAAAAUAACUAUAUGUAUAUAUAUUUGGAACAUCAACCUUUUUUCCUUUUUUAUUGGCAAAUGUAGCAUUUGUCCUGAACCAGACAUUUUGUUUUUGUUUUGUUUGUUUUUCCUCUUAAUAUCAGGCAAUACAGAUUUAUUUCAAAUAUCUUUUUUUCCUUUUUCUUUUUGCAUAUUGCAAAAAAUACAGCAUUUGUACUGGAACACCCAUGUUUUUGUUUGUUUCUUUUGAUUUUCAUUAAUAAUAAGUAAUACGUAAAUACAGAUUUCUCUUGAACCACGUUUUCUUUUAAUAUCAUGAUGCAGGGGUGAUAAGUCAAUGUUGAGGCUGAUGGGAUUACAGAAUCUGCCAAAAAAAGGAUGGAGUCUAAUGGAGUUAGAACAUUCCAGCCUGAGUAAAAUUGAAUUCUAUCUCAAUUCACUCAGUUUAAUUACAAUAUGCCAAAACCCCCAUCAGUCUCUCCUCUGAUAUAAUGUGAUUUGUGUGUGUGUUUAGUAUUUACUAAUUAUUUUGUAUUUAUAGAAUGUAUAGUCAAUUUAUAUUGAUCAGUUGCUGAUUUUUACAGUAAACACUGUUUUCUGGAUCUAUAAUAAAUGUUGACAGAUUUA
This is a messenger RNA of Pygocentrus nattereri (red-bellied piranha), 2671 nucleotides long. It is a transcript of the gene samd8a, whose product is annotated as sterile alpha motif domain containing 8. Gene Ontology annotation, biological process: ceramide biosynthetic process. The transcript has 6 exons. The coding region runs from base 298 to 1497 and encodes 399 amino acids. The record is from RefSeq and is a predicted model, not a curated record. Gene Ontology annotation, molecular function: protein binding; ceramide cholinephosphotransferase activity; sphingomyelin synthase activity. Gene Ontology annotation, cellular component: endoplasmic reticulum membrane; Golgi membrane. NCBI's taxonomy places the organism in Eukaryota, Metazoa, Chordata, Actinopteri, Characiformes, Serrasalmidae.